Messenger RNA from Arctia plantaginis, 681 nucleotides. NCBI's taxonomy places the organism in Eukaryota, Metazoa, Arthropoda, Insecta, Lepidoptera, Erebidae. The record is from the annotation of a GenBank genome assembly.
AUGACGAAAAAGACAUAUCGAAGUAACAUUAACGAAGCUCAGCAGACUUUUCUUGAUCUAGAAACGAGUCUUGAUGCAGAGCGAGUGAUCGAUGAGCCUAAUUCAGAAACCCGACCAAAAGUUACUAUUCUUUCAGAAGUAAGGUUUAGUCCAUAUAAUUGCGCCUAUACAGACUUAAAAAAGAUGCUUCCAUGGAAUCUUAAAAACGUAGAUAAAAGCUACAAUAUAUUUAAAUCUGAAAGUAAGGAGAAUCUGCCCGUAAUUCAACCUAAAGAAGAAUUUUUAGAGUACAUAGAUUACGAAAACCAAGUACCAUCAACGUCUGCAGAUAAGAAAAGGUUGAUACUUAAAGAACCGGAGUCAUGUAAUGCAAAAAAGAAGAUAAUGAGAGACAGUAGUGACGACAACAGCGAAAAUAGUGACAGUUAUUCCAUAAGAGAUACUUCUGAAGAUGAAUGUUUUAUACCAUCGGAAUCAGAAUCAUGUGAAGAUUUUGAAGAACAAAAUGUUCAAAAUACAUUGAAAAAAUGUGAAACUCCUCGGGUUGAUAGUUACGUUUUGGUUAAAUUUUGUGGACCAAGAACCAACAAAUACUAUGUUAGAAAAGUAUUGGAUAUUAUUGAUGAUUCUGUUAUGAAUGUUAAAGGACAAUGGCAGGUCCCCAUACAUAAUUUUAUUUGA